Messenger RNA from Canariomyces notabilis, 970 nucleotides. RefSeq lists its product as uncharacterized. The transcript has 3 exons. Lineage: Eukaryota; Fungi; Ascomycota; Sordariomycetes; Sordariales; Chaetomiaceae. Bases 114 to 590 code for a protein of 158 amino acids. The record is from RefSeq and is a predicted model, not a curated record.
CCCUUUUGGACAUGGUCCCUGAUCCUGCAGACUUCGUUACCAGGCAGCUAGGAUACCUGCCUACCUGAACCUGAACCUCUAGCAACGGCGAAAAAUCGCACCGCAGAACCACGAUGGCCCGGUCGACCUUACCCACGAUCCCACUGAUCGUCUUCGGCGUCAUCGAACCUAGUCUGCUCAUUUGGGCAUACAUCAUCGGUAUGCGAGACCCAGCCAGCUAUUUCGCGAACCAGGUCCCUACGACCACCGCAGCUCAAUGGUCGCCCCAGGCGCUCGGCACGACGCUGCAGUUGGUCAACGUCUUCCUCUUACUCGCAGCGAUGGCCGUGGUGUGCUGCUUCUCGCGUGACCCGGCCACGGCAAAGUGGUAUUUGGCCGCCGUCGCGUUCGCCGACUACGGGCACAUCUACGCGGCAUACCGUGGGGUUGGCGCCGAGACCUUUUUCCGGCCCUCUGAGUGGAACGACAUGGUUUGGGGCGGAGUGGGAGUCAGCGCCGUCCUGAAUGUCCUUCGGUGGCUGACACUGUUCGGUGCGUUCGGCCCAGUCGCAGAGCAGAAGGCUGCAAGCGGUGCCAAGAAGCAUCAGUGAAGUUGGAUGACGGUUGGGUGAAGGCUUUGUUGCAAUGAAGAGUGCAGAAUUAUCUGUGAAGAGAUGUUAUGUUCGAGAAUGACAGGGUUAGGGCUGAGGCGGCCGAACCGUUAAACGCCACAUGCGCGUAACCCAAAGCCUGCAGGAUUGCUCGGGACUGGGAGCAAGAAGAUGUCUUUUUAUGUCUGUUUAUAUGAGGCUUUACCUGUAUCCAAGUCUACAUAAAUACUGCCCUCGCGAUUAGCUGAAAUUAAACAGCAGCAUCGCAAAAGGCAAGCGUGGAACUUGCUCGCGUCUGCGUUGAGCGUUCUGGGGCUGCCGGACCGGGACGGGACUUGUGAUCUGCGGCUUGCGGCUAACGUUACCGGUAUGGAAGAUUU